AACAUGUGGAUAGUGGACGAACUGAUGGUAGACCAAAUGAAAAUAGACGGGUUGGCAAUUGGACGAAUCGAAAUAAACCCUUACAAAGACCAAACAAGUGACAAAUCAGAACUGUGCUUUUCGAUUUGCGACUGACAGUAAACAUUCGUGCUACGGUGCGUGCGGUGUCACCCACGCACCGUCCCAUUAAAGUUGUAAACUUUAGGAGGUGAGGAAUUGGCACCCCUGGCACCUGAAAGGAUCGCAAGAGAAACAUGGCUUUCGACGAUCUUCUACCCACGCUUGGUGAAAUUGGUACCUACCAAAAGAUCAUCACCGUCCUGUUAUAUGUCUUUAAAUUUCCAGCAGCUGCCAAUGUCUUGGCGAUAGUUUUCAUCGCUGCACCGGCUGAUCAUUGGUGCUCGGUAUCGCAUUGGGACACAGCCAAUUGCACGGAGCUGAGAUUGAAUGAGAGUGAGUGUGCUUUCUACAAGAAACACCUUGGUAUACCUCAUACAAUAGCACACGACUAUACCAUUACUUACGAUCAGUGUCGCAAGUACGAUGUAGCGCAUGUAUCGUUUGCUGAUGCAAUGACGUUUUACGCGGAAAAUACCAAUCAGAGCGGAGUUAUUUAUGACGUCAUAUCAUGUGAUGAGGGUUGGACAUAUGACAGAGAAUUAUCGGGGCUAACAAUAACCCAAUCGUUUGACCUGGUUUGUGACCGGAAAUACCUGAUCAAUCUAUCUCAAUCCCUCUUUUUCGUUGGCAUUCUGAUCGGAUCUGCAACCUUUGGGGGAAUAGCCGAUAGAUUCGGGAGGAGAGUGUCUCUCAUCCUUUGUAACGUGAUCAUUGUAAUCUCUGGGGUAGUUUCUGCCUUUUCACCAAAUUUCAUUACUUUUGUUGUGACGAGGUCCGUCGAUGCUGCAGCCUGCUUUGGAUCAGCUAUCAUCUCAUACGUUAUAGCUACGGAGUUCAUUGGCCCGUCUAAACGUGCAUUCGUUAGCGUCAUCAUGACGACCGCCUUCCCAGCUGGGUAUCUUCUUCUCACAUUAUACGCUUAUUUCAUCAACAAUUGGCGUUACCUUCUCCUUGCAUUGCACCUAACGUUUGUCCUCUACUUCUUUGUGUUCAUUUUCGUUCCAGAAUCAGUCCGCUGGCAGAUCUCCAAAGGUCGAUACAAGCAAGCCCAAGAGACCGUUAGGAGGGUAGCAGAGAUAAACAAGGUCAAGCUCGAAGACGACUUCUUCUACCAACACAACAUUUACAAAUCUAAGGAAACUGGAACACUUGAGAAGAAUCGUGAUCCGAAUCUUUCCGAUCUUUUCCGAACACCUAUCUUACGGAAAAGAACGAUCGUAUUGAUCAUCGUUUGGAUGGCUAACAAUCUGAUAUUUUACGGACUGCAUCUCAGUACCGGUAGCUUCGGGGUGAAUAUCUACCUUAGUUUCCUAAUCUCUGGUAUAGUAGAAAUGACUGCGAUGCUCCUGAUUAUGCCAAUGAUCGAAGUGAUCGGACGUCGAUACAGUAUUAUCGCUUGCCUCGCCAUAUCGGGAGUUGCUAGCUUUGUCGUCAUUUUUACCCCUAUCGGUGCAGCGAAAACUAGCGUUGCCAUGGUGGGCAAGUUUGGUAUCGCCUGCUCAUGGGCGGUAGGGCUGAUAUAUCCUAUCGAGGUAUUGCCAACGGUCACAAGGAGUGUGGGCGUUGGAAUCUGCUCAUCGGCAUCUCGACUGGUUGCUAUAGCAACCCCUCUUGUACUCCUCCUCUAUGACGUGUGGUCGCCCGGUCCUCUCGUCCUUCAGACAGCAGCCGCGAUGCUAGCAGCUGGCUUAUGCCUCAUCCUCCCGGAAACACGGGGAAAGAAGCUCCCCGAGACGCUAGAAGAUGGUGAAACAUUUGGAAUAAAGAUGAGGGAGAUUUGCCCCAGUAUGGAAAAGUUGCCAGCAAAAGUGUGAACAGCUUCAACUUGGAACAUCUUGGAAUAGGUUUCUCUUCACGAAGAUGAUUAAAACGAUUACACAGUUACCUUAUACACUGCUUUAUGCAACUAAAUUCCUGAACUUUGAUUGGCUAUGGAGACAGGAUCAUUAAAAUUUUUAUACAAAACGUGGCUCCAGAGAUUUAGCACACAUACCAUCGGUGGUCAUACGAACCGUCGUAUUAGUCAAUUCUGGUAAAAAAAAGGAGAUUCUUGCAGAAAAUGAAAGUAUAAGUCUUACUCCAUUCAUAACUAAAUUUUUAUGCAGCAAUUUAUUUUAUUUUUUUGAGAUAUAAGAGAAUUUUCACGGCGAUGCCAUACAAUUUUUUUUUCAAUAAAAUGCGCAAUCCCAUUGGAAACGUGUACUGUAACAGAGCGAUAUCAAUGCGCGCGGGUCAACCAAACCGUCGUAUCGGCACUGGGCACUGCAUUGACUUUGCACGUGAAAAGCGAUACGACGUUUUGACUAACCGCGCGCAUUGAAAUCGCGGUCAGUAAAAACAUCGUAUCGUGCUUUCCCUAUGAGGUUUUGUACAGGGAAAAUAUAAGCCGCUCAAACCGAAAUUACAAGCAUGUAGCUAUUUUGCCACCAUCUAUUUUCUCAGAUUCUUACUUUUGUGUUAGAAUAAAGAUACCAACGUGAAGCAAUUUUCUUGGUCUUUCCAAUCAUGUAUUUUCAAGCAAUGAUUAUGUUGAAAGGCUAGGGAACUAAGUGAGAAAGCUAUGGUAAACUUUGAAGUCGAUUUUUCUCAGAAAAAGGUGAGCACCGUCGUAUGAGUGAUACGACGGUUCGGAUGACCGCCGAAUCCGGAACGAAUCGUGUUUUUUCUGGUGGAGUUGUUU
Messenger RNA from Lytechinus variegatus (green sea urchin), 2800 nucleotides. RefSeq names its product organic cation transporter-like protein. Gene Ontology annotation, molecular function: transmembrane transporter activity. Bases 255 to 1934 code for a protein of 559 amino acids. Gene Ontology annotation, biological process: transmembrane transport. The transcript is spliced from 11 exons. The record is from RefSeq and is a predicted model, not a curated record. Gene Ontology annotation, cellular component: membrane. NCBI's taxonomy places the organism in Eukaryota, Metazoa, Echinodermata, Echinoidea, Temnopleuroida, Toxopneustidae.